Diabrotica virgifera virgifera (western corn rootworm) is the source of this 1564-nucleotide messenger RNA. Its product is annotated as dual specificity protein phosphatase 23-like. Gene Ontology annotation, biological process: cilium assembly; protein dephosphorylation. The transcript is spliced from 4 exons. NCBI's taxonomy places the organism in Eukaryota, Metazoa, Arthropoda, Insecta, Coleoptera, Chrysomelidae. Bases 131 to 610 code for a protein of 159 amino acids. Gene Ontology annotation, molecular function: protein tyrosine/serine/threonine phosphatase activity. The record is from RefSeq and is a predicted model, not a curated record.
UUAUUUAUUCUCUACAAAUAGGAAACGGAAAUUUUCAAAUAAUUUAGUUCGCAAAAACUUUCUCUUUUACAAGCAAUAUGAAGCUUGUUUAAAAAGCUUUUUCAUUGUUUUAUUUGAUUUGUGUCACAAAAUGGCCGAAGCACUAAAAGAUAUAUCCCCGCCAUGGAAUUUUUCAUGGAUAUCGGAAAAUCAAAUAGCUUGUAUGGCAUGUCCUCGUUCUGCAGCAAAUCUAGAAUAUUUGUGUUCAAAAGGUAUAUAUCACCUGGUUUCUUUGUCAGAAGAAACCCUUCCACCUAUCAACAAGCAAUCUGCGAUUGAGUGGACCAUCAUUCCAGUAGAAGAAUUUGAAGCCCCCUUAUUAGAUGACAUUAUUAAAUUUAUCGACAUCUGUAGCAAAUGCUUAUUACAAAACAAGGCUUUAGGCGUACAUUGCCGUCAAGGCCGAGGCAGAACGGGUGUUAUGGGAGCAUGCUGUUUAAUUAAAUUCCAAAAUUUAUCUCCAGAUCAGGCUAUUCUUGAUAUAAGGUUACAACGGCCAGGAUCUAUCGAGACAUAUCAACAAGAACGAGCAGUGUUUAAAUAUUAUGAUUAUCUACUCAGUACAAAAUAAAUUAAUAAAUUACUCGGUAUUAUAGUACAAAAUGAUGGCGAUUCAGACGGGUAAACUGAGAUGCGUUGGUGAAAUUUUCCUAAGCAUCACUCGAUUGGUAUUUGUGUACCUGAGUAAACAGUUUACUUGAAUCGUUAUCGACACUCAUUUCACCUGUCCCCGUUAGAAAUCGUUCUAACCACACUCCGGUAUAAUAUUUAAAUAUAUUUACCGACCAGUCGGUGCGUUUUGUUUCAAAUAAGUCUUCUUGAAAAGCCUCUUUGAUAAAGGGUAAACCUAGAAACACGUGUCAUGGGAUGGCAAGAAGCUCGAUUUGAAUCAAAACAAAACCGUAUAUUUUUACUUAAAUUAAUAAAUAUUGUCUUGCCUUAUAUUGUAAGAUGUCUAAUUAACUAUAUUUUCCGUCGACCGUCCAUUUAUGAUCAAUUUUAACAUCCUCAAAAUCAUUGAUUAAUGACCCCUAUUAAUGAAUGAUUUUCUAUUAACGAACGAUUUCAUUAUAGGCAACACAACAUACAUUGCUUGCAUAAAUUAAUUAAACGCUCUGUGAUUGGCAGUGACCUGUGGUGUAGGCAACCAAACAUAUACCGAUUUAUAUUCCCACUAAAAAAAAUUAAAAUCAAGUAGCCGCUGUUAGUACUAUCUGUCAUUGUAUGUCAUUAUUUACUUUAUUGUUUAAAAUUCUGUGUAUUUGAAAAAUCAAAAGAUGGAUAUAUCUUUAUUUCUGAAAAGUACGGUCGACGGAAAAGUUUUGUAAUGAACUCGUGAAUUAAAAUGGCGAUUAACAAUCUCGAACAUUAACGCGCUCGCCCCGCUCACGCGUUAAAAUAUCUCAAUUGUUAAUCGCCCUUAUUAAUACACUUGUUGGUUAAAUAACUAUUAUUAAUGAUUAUUUAUAUUGUCAUUCAAAUCAAAAAAAUUAUUUAAUUAAUAAAUUACUUUAUACUGUAAUAA